This is a messenger RNA of Oncorhynchus mykiss (rainbow trout), 2586 nucleotides long. Its product is annotated as sodium-dependent serotonin transporter-like. NCBI's taxonomy places the organism in Eukaryota, Metazoa, Chordata, Actinopteri, Salmoniformes, Salmonidae. The record is from RefSeq and is a predicted model, not a curated record. Gene Ontology annotation, biological process: amino acid transport; serotonin uptake; sodium ion transmembrane transport. Gene Ontology annotation, cellular component: plasma membrane; synapse; neuron projection. Gene Ontology annotation, molecular function: serotonin binding; serotonin:sodium:chloride symporter activity.
GCCAUGACCCGCCAAGACUCAGCGGCCCCAGCGGGAAGCUUGAGCGUCCAGGGCCCCUCAAACCCCGGUUACAACACCAACCCUGUGCCGGUACCUGUGAUCACACAGACGGACACACGAGACAAAUGGAGCAAAAAGAUGGAUUUUCUUUUAUCAGUCAUUGGCUUCGCGGUAGACUUGGGAAAUGUGUGGAGAUUUCCAUACAUUUGUUACCAAAACGGAGGCGGGGCUUUCCUAAUCCCCUACAUUGUCAUGGCGAUUUUUGGAGGGGUGCCACUCUUUUACAUGGAACUGGCACUGGGACAGUUCCACAGAACUGGUGCCAUAUCCAUAUGGAAACACAUAUGCCCCAUCUUCAAAGGCAUUGGGUAUGCGAUCUGUGUCAUCUCGCUCUACGUCUCAUUCUACUACAACACCAUCAUCGCCUGGGCACUCUUCUACUUCUACUCGUCCUUCGCCAGUGUCCUGCCCUGGACCAACUGUGACAAUGCCUGGAACACUGAAAACUGCACCAACUACUUCCUGAAAGACAACGUGACCUGGAAUAACUACUCCAGGUCACCUGCUGAGGAAUUUUACACGAGGAAUGUUCUGGAAAUCCACAAGUCCGAUGGGCUGAGUAACGUGGGGGGUGUCCGCUGGCAGCUGAUGCUCUGCCUCUUCCUCAUCUUCACUAUCGUUUACUUCAGUCUCUGGAAGGGAGUGAAGACAUCAGGGAAGGUAGUGUGGGUGACAGCCACCUUGCCCUAUGUGGUGCUCUUCAUCCUGUUGAUCCGUGGUGCCACCCUACCAGGUGCAUGGAAGGGAGUGGUCUUCUACCUCCAGCCCAAGUGGGAGAAACUCUUCGAGACCAGUGUGUGGGUAGAUGCUGCGGCUCAGAUCUUCUUCUCCCUGGGGCCAGGCUUUGGGGUACUCCUUGCCCUCUCCAGCUACAACCCCUUCACCAACAACUGUUAUCGUGACGCCAUAGUGACCAGCCUGGUGAACUGCCUGACCAGCUUCAUGUCUGGGUUUGUGAUCUUCACUAUGCUGGGGUACAUGGCAGAGAAGAGAAAUGUGAAUGUGGAGGAUGUGGCCAGAGACAAAGGUCCAAGCCUACUCUUCAUCACAUAUCCAGAGGCCAUAGCCAACAUGACAGGAUCAACGUUCUUCGCCAUUAUCUUCUUCGUGAUGAUGAUCACUCUUGGGCUUGACAGCACGUUCGGAGGACUGGAGGCUAUCAUUACUGCUGUGAUGGAUGAAUACCCUGAAUACCUGGCACACAGACGGGAGCUGUUUGUACUGGGCUUGGUCGUUGUGUGCUUUUUGGGCUCCCUCAGCACUCUUACCAAUGGUGGGGCCUAUGUGGUGAAACUGCUGGAGGAAUUUGGGGUGGGUUCCUCCAUCAUUGCUGUUGGUUUUCUUGAGGCCAUCGCUGUUUCCUGGUUCUAUGGUAUCACAAGAUUCAGCAAUGACAUUAAAUCCAUGUUGGGCUAUUAUCCUGGAUUAUUCUGGAAGGUGUGCUGGGUGGCUAUUAGUCCUGCAUUUCUAGCGUAUAUAAUAGUGAGCUCCCUGCUCAAGCCUGCGCCCCUCCAACUCUUUGACUACAAGUACCCAGACUGGAGCAUUACGGUGGGCUACAUCAUCGGUGCCUCGUCCUUCAUGUGGAUCCCCAUAUAUAUGGUCUACAAGCUGGUGUGGACCCCCGGAUCACUGAAACAGCGCCUAGCUGUGUGUCUGAGACCUGAGAGGACCAUUAUGCCAGAGAUCCACACAGACUCCCUCAACAUGAGUACUGUUCCAUAGAAGCACCCACGUUGCCAAGAACCCAGCCAGGCACAUUAUGUUGCUACCAACAGACUCCUGAACGAGAGCCAAAUCAGCAGACACAGAUCAAUCUCAUGGAGCAUUCAACAAAUCUUUUUUUCUGUAGCUCAAUGAGUACAAUAAACACAAAUAGUCUGUUAGUACAUCUGUAGAUGCUCUACAGAAUAUCUACAGACUAUCGGUAACAUUUCAACUAACUAUCUACUAAUCCUAACCCUAACCUUAACCCUAAUCCUAACCCUAACCUUAACCCUUAUCCUAACCCUAGCUCUAACUCUAACCUUCACCCUUACCCUAACCCUUAUUCUAAACCUAACCCUAACUGUAACCUUAGCAAGCAGUUGCUUAUCAACAGAUAGUUUGUUGAUAGUAUGACUAUCCAAGUAAAGUGUAACAGGGGACUUUAAUGUAAAGAUAAAAUGAAAUAUGAAUGAAUAUUCAGUCUGAAAGCAUCCUUAAAAUACAUUUUAUUUUGGACAGAAAAUGUAUGGCUGAUCCCAAGACAGGUUUCUACGGCUUGAGACAACCACACAAUCACAAAGAGCAUCUUACUAAGACUGUCAUAAUAAGAUAAGGUUGUAAGACUGAAGGACACAAUGCAGUCACUUCUCAUCAAUGACUUAUUUUUGCUAGGUUAUUAUUAAGAGUUCAAAAACAUGACCCAGUCACAUUAAAUUACCAUUGUUUUUUUGUGGCGUACCCUUUUAAGCAACCACAGCGAGAAGCAGUUCUGGAAAAAAUCUCAUCAACAUCCCAAAACAUAAAAUGCAGGGGAUAUGU